UAUUUACCGGUGCUGGAUGCGGUUAGCGUAGCUUCUGCUCAACCACCAAGAGCGUCGGCCAGGCAACGCCCCUCCUCGCUCACCGAGUGCACCCCACCACAGGCUUCUCAGGCUGGCACCCACUGGCAUUGAAGCUCAACAUGAGUGCGAAACAUGGUGAACAUCCAAACGACAACUGGGAAGCAAAAUGUCGUACCCGACACGCUCGCUGUCUUCUCACAUGCGAGCACCCAGUGCUGCUGGCUCGUCAGCUCAAUCACCCGCACUGCUCGCCCGUAUUGAGGAGAAGAAGGCUGAGCUCGCGCACUUGAAGGAACUCCAGGAACUCAGCGGAGCAGUCGCGACACAGAUGGAGAACUUGGAGCAGAAGCUUUCGACUCUUUCAGAUGGCACAGAAGCUAUUGCCACCGUUAUGGGUAACUGGCACAAUGUGCUUCGCGCAAUCAACAUGGCAUCAUCCACCAAGAUGCCUGGGCAGACGGGAGUGCCAUCGGACGAGACCACAGAUGAUGCCGCGGUAGCACUGCCUCAGACACUUGUGCGCAUCCCAACUGAACAUGCUCCGGUGGUGCAGGCGCAAGCCGAAGCAUUGGAAGCUGAAGCUGCGGAGGGAGACUCGACUGUGAGCAGGUAGCGCAUGCCCGAGGCUGGAGACUCUCCCAUACGGCAACGAAGCUUCGAGGCUGAAGGAUCCGCACGCUCGAAAGAACAAUCCACGCAUACAGACCAAACAUCAAGCAGUACGUAUCGUCUCUACCCUUGUUGAAACCCGCACCAAAG
Messenger RNA from Emericellopsis atlantica, 780 nucleotides. RefSeq names its product DASH complex subunit Dad2-domain-containing protein. The coding region runs from base 188 to 634 and encodes 148 amino acids. Gene Ontology annotation, biological process: attachment of spindle microtubules to kinetochore; mitotic cell cycle. The record is from RefSeq and is a predicted model, not a curated record. Gene Ontology annotation, cellular component: mitotic spindle midzone; mitotic spindle pole body; DASH complex. The transcript has 3 exons. Lineage: Eukaryota; Fungi; Ascomycota; Sordariomycetes; Hypocreales; Bionectriaceae.